UCAUUUUGAAUAUUCAAUUUUUGUUUUUAACUGUAGGUGUAAUGUUAGCAAAUUUCAUCCCGACCUUUUUUUGUUACUAAUAUUAUUUAUCUCAGUCUGUUGUAAAUUAUGAAGUUUCAGGAUGACCUUUCACAUUUGAGAGAAUGAACAAUAAAAGAGUUUCUAUACAAGGUAAAAUGUUUGAAAUUUGGUAACAAAAGACUGCUCUGUAAGAAAUGACGUUUUGUUAGUUCACUCUCUAAUGAGGUUCCCAUAAGGAAGUUCAACUUUUAUGUAGAUUUCAUUAUAAGAUUUUGACAAACCUAUAAAAAUUUAAUUUUUUUACUCAUACAAUGGCUUGGUGAAAUUAAUGUUCAUAUAUCAAACAAAAAUAAUUGAGAUAACAAUGUAAAUGAUAGGGCAUUAAUUAAGAUAUUUUCAUUAGGAGUGUAAUGGCUUUAAUAUGAUGUAUGAAUAUCAAUAAUUUAGUCCAGCAACAAUUCAAAAAGUAUAAACAUCAGUAAUUGAAAAAUUAGAUGUACCAAAUAAAAGUAAAUUAUGAACUUUCAAACUAGUCAGUCUUAUGAAUCUUCUUAAUUAUAAACAAAUUAUUGAUUGAGUUUUAAGUAUAACAAAUUGUUACUGUGAGAGUUGAAAACCUUCCACCUUUCUCUUUGUAAUCAAUAAUCUUGAUUCUGCAUUUAGUACAGUGUCAUGGUGAUAUAUCAACAGUAAAUAUCUGUACUGAUGCCAUGGUGAUUCAUAAACAUCAAGUUAUUCGUGUUUCUUAAUCUUCAAGGGUGACAGUCUUCUGUUUAGGUAAUGGAACAAGAUUUGUAUACAUUCAUUCAUCUGCCAGAUAGGAUGUGCAAGGCUCUGGAAGACAAAGAUGUGAGGGAUUACUUGAUGAAGUGGGGUAUGAAGGGGAAUCUUGUAGUUCAAUAUUACACUUUCAAUCAGCCUUUUCAGACUCACAGGAAGGAAGAAUUUGUUCAAAGUUUCUUCACAGAUACUCUGGUUUACACAACAUUGGUUUACAAUCAAUCAGUCAUUGGGAGGAAGGUGAGUCAAGUCUCAUUUGAGACGAUUCCAUGUACAAUUCUAUCAAUGGAAUUCUUCGACCGGUUGAUGGAUCCUGGCAAUGGUGUCAUUCGCAGCGACAAGUCAAUAAUCCAGUGCGCAGAAGAAGAAGUAGAUGGGUUCUACGUAGAAGAUAACUUACGAAAUGUGAUUCUCAAUGAAGGAAGUGAGUUUUACAAAUUGUUCUCGGAUUCGGAGCGGAAGCAAUUCCUGUGGAGUAUCUUCACCCACUUGUGCCUUGGUGGAGAGUGGUGUCAGUAUGAAUUCUCUGUUGAACCAUACCUGAUGGUGGCAAAACUUCUGUACAAGGAUUUGGUGAGUGUUGAACGAGUCGGAGACAGUUCUGAGCUUGUGGUUCGUUCUGUCGUUCUGAGAGUCCAAACAUAUGAUGAAAACGGCAGUCCUCUUGUUCCUCGACAGAGACAUAGUCUCCAGGACUGUGUAUAUCUUGUGAUUGACCCAUUUAAACGAUCUGUUGCUGUUUUGUCUCACAGUUAUGGGGGGACUUUCUGUGCUUAAAAAUUAUUUUUAUCUACUGUGCAAGCUCCUCUUAUUUUUAUUUUUAUGUGUUUCAUUUAGUAAUUUAAAAGUAAGUAUGUUUUGGAUGUUAUUUUGGUGUUUUUAUAUUAAGUAAAUA
Messenger RNA from Homalodisca vitripennis (glassy-winged sharpshooter), 1696 nucleotides. Its product is annotated as cilia- and flagella-associated protein 300-like. The record is from RefSeq and is a predicted model, not a curated record. Bases 802 to 1578 code for a protein of 258 amino acids. Lineage: Eukaryota; Metazoa; Arthropoda; Insecta; Hemiptera; Cicadellidae. The transcript has a single exon.